Messenger RNA from Verruconis gallopava, 3509 nucleotides. RefSeq lists its product as hypothetical. The coding region runs from base 750 to 3398 and encodes 882 amino acids. The transcript is spliced from 7 exons. Gene Ontology annotation, biological process: proton transmembrane transport; potassium ion import across plasma membrane; intracellular potassium ion homeostasis. Gene Ontology annotation, molecular function: ATP binding; ATP hydrolysis activity; P-type sodium:potassium-exchanging transporter activity. Lineage: Eukaryota; Fungi; Ascomycota; Dothideomycetes; Venturiales; Sympoventuriaceae. Gene Ontology annotation, cellular component: membrane. The record is from RefSeq and is a predicted model, not a curated record.
CUCCAUCUUGGGCCCCUCGUCUUCCCAGCUUGUCGCUGCUUUGAACGCCGCAAACAAUCCGUCAAGUUUUUCAUCAUGGCUGAUCCCGACAUAAAACCAGAGCCUCGUAUCCGAUAUGCGGAUGACAUCGACAUAGAACGGGCCGGCAGGCAAAACGCGGCUGGUCUCCAGCGCAGCAGGUCGCGAGACUCCUCUCGUUCAAGCCUGUCGCGCUCUCGCAGCCUCGUCGACCCUGCCGUCGCACUUCCAAUCCAGUACCGCACAAUGUUCGUGUGCCUUUUUGAACUUUCCAGGUCGGCGCUGUGAUUUUCUGACCCCGUCUCAAAAGCUCUUUCAACGUUGCCGACUCCCAAGAGCGUGUUCCCGACCGCGAGACCAAGGCAAAGAAUGUGACAACCGAUAUUGCCAACCUCGAGUGGCAUCUGCUUCCGGUAGACGAUGUCCUUGAGCGCCUUUCCGUGUCCCCUAGCCAGGGCCUGUCCAGUGACCAGGUAGCCAGAAAGAUAAAAGAGGUUGGCCGUAACGUGUUAACUCCACCGCCCUCUCGUUGGUUUCGCAAGACGAUCGGCUAUCUCUAUGGCGGGUUUGGCUCGGUCCUCUUUGUUGCCUCCAUACUGGUCUUCAUCGCUUGGAAGCCCCUCGGUGACCCCCCAGCCGUCGCAAACUUGGCUCUCGCUAUCGUCCUUGCUAUUGUGUGGCUAAUACAAGCCACUUUUGCCUUCUAUCAAGAUUGGUCGAGCUCUCGUGUCAUGUCGUCGAUCAAGAAUCUCAUGCCAGAUAAUUGCGUCGUCCUUCGUGAUGGAAGCCGAAGAGAGGUCCCUGCCGCAGAGCUAGUCCCGGGUGACUUGCUGUUCAUCCGUCUAGGUGACAAGUUGCCUGCAGAUGUUCGGUUCAUCGAAGCUUCGCCGGAUGCAAAGUUCGAUCGGUCAAUUCUCACUGGCGAAGCGGAGCCGUUGCGCGGCGUGGUCGACUCGGCUGAAAAGAACUACAUGGAAACACCUUGUAUUGGCAUGGCAGGCACCCACUGUGUGUCUGGAAGCGCAAUGGGCGUUGUAGUGUCUACAGGAGACCGUUCCAUCUUUGGACAGCUUGCGAAGCUUACGAGCACACCUGACACUGGUCUCACACUAUUGGAGAAAGAGAUCUACUACUUUGUGGCGACCAUCGUUGCCAUCAUGCUUACCAUGGUCGUCGUUGUCAUUAUUGUUUGGGCAGCUUGGCUUCGCAAAGAUCAUCCCGAUUGGAUCUCAGUCUCUCUUUUGAUCGUCGACUGUGUAUCGGUAGCCGUUGCGUUCAUUCCUGAGGGGCUCCCUAUUGCCGUGACAGCCAGUCUCACCAUCACUGCCGCGGUCAUGAAGAAAAACAACAUCCUUUGCAAGUCACUCAAGACGGUAGAGACUCUUGGAUCGGUCAGCACAAUAUGCUCUGACAAGACGGGAACGCUCACCAAAAACAUGAUGACGGUCAGCGACUGCAUGGUUGCCCGAGAGGAGAUGCCGGCCAAUACUGCGGCUGGCAUUGUCCAUCUAAGCCAGAGAAACGAAAGGCCAGAGCCUUUGUCAAAGGCUCUGAGAGAUCUUGCCGAGAUUGCCGCCGUAUGCAAUGCUGGCGACUUUGAUGUGACCACGAACCACCUGCCUAUAGAUCAGCGCAAGGUGAUGGGCGACGCCACCGAUUCAGCAAUCUUACGCUUUGCCGAGUCCAUCAUACCGGUUUCGAGCACGCGAGAAAAGUGGAAGCGCAUCUACCGCGUCGCGUUCAACUCGAAAAACAAGUUCAUGAUCCAGGUCGUCGGUCUCUCGGACAGCUGCAAGGAGUUCAACCACACGUCAGAUUCCAAGCCCAUCCUCACAAUCAAGGGCGCACCGGACAUCCUCCUCCCGCGAUGUCUGUUCUACGUGGACGGCAACGGGGAGACCCAGGCGCUUUCCCAAGAGCAGAGAACGUACGUCGAGAACGUCAAGAACAAAUGGUCAGCGCAAGGCAAGCGCGUUAUUCUGCUGGCGCGCAAAGCCCUCUCUUCCAAGCACAUGCUGCUGGGCAUCCAGACGGAGGAGUUUGAGAACACGAUCAUGGACGAGUCGAAGAGUCAGCUUGAAUUCGUAGGCAUCGUCGGCAUCGUCGACCCACCCAAGGACGAGAUCCCGGACGUGAUCCGAACCUUGCGCGGCGCGGGGAUCAAGGUGCACAUGGUCACGGGCGACUUCAAGCUCACGGCGCAGGCCAUCGCGGCGGAAUGCGGGAUCAUAACAGUGCCGCAGGACUGUGUCGAGUCGGCGAGCGACCUGUCCGUCAUCGCGGUCUCGGAUGUGAUCCCGUCCACGCCGACGACGCGCGCCAUCGCCGUCAGCGGCGAGGAGCUCAAGAGCCUUGACGAGUCGCAGUGGGAUAGGCUCUGCGCGUACGACGAGAUCGUGUUUGCCAGAACGACGCCGGAGCAGAAGCUGCGGAUCGUCAAGGAGCUGCAGUCUCGCGGCGAGAUUGUCGGCAUGACCGGCGACGGAGUCAACGACGCGCCUUCUCUGAAGACGGCGGACAUCGGCAUCGCGGUCGGCUCCGGCUCCGACAUCGCCGUCGAGGCGGCCGACAUGGUCCUUCUCGACUCCUUCUCCGCCAUCGUAGAGGCGGUCAAGUACGGCCGCGUGGUGUUCGACAACCUGAAGAAGACGAUCUGCUACCUGCUGCCCGCCGGCUCGUUCUCGGAGUUCUGGCCCGUCAUGACCAACGUCGUCUUCGGACUUCCGCAGAUCCUGUCCUCCUUCUUGAUGAUCAUCAUCUGCUGCUUCACCGACUGCGCCGCCGCGACCGCGAUCGCGUACGAGAAGCCCGAGGCGGACGUGCUGAGACUGAGACCGAGGAAUCCGAAGAAGGACCACCUCGUCGACUGGAAGCUGAUCCUGCAGGCCUACGGAAUCACAGGUGUCUUGCAGACGACCCUUUCGUUCGCAAUGUCCUACUGGUACGCCCAACGGAAGGGCCUACCCUUUAGCGUCUUGUGGUUCGGCUUCGGCGCGUCGCCGGCCAACAUGUCGGCUGACACGAUGAACCAGAUCCUAAACACUGCCUCCUCCAUUUACUUCGUGAACUUGGUUGUCAUGCAAUGGUUCAAUCUUAUGGCGGUCCGGACACGCAGGCUUUCGCUCCUGCAGCAUCCGCCACUGUUUCGCAAGGAAACUAGGAACCUGUACCUCUUCCCGGCCGUCUUUUUCUCUUUUUUGAUCGCCAUCUUCUUCCUCUACGUUUCAAUCUUCCACGAGAAACUCGGGACUUCGCAGGUCCCUGCUGAACACUGGUUUAUUCCCAUGGGAUUCGGUGUUGGGAUCUUGCUCAUCGACGAGGCCAGGAAGUGGGCUGUGAGAAGGUAUCCAAAUGGUCCUGUAGCUAAGAUUGCUUGGUAACAAAGGCAUGAGCCUGGUAGAGAGAGAGAAAUACCAGGGCUUCUGCUACGCGAUUAGAAUAGAGUACAAGAAUCAGAUCAGACCAGACAAGAUCAAUAAAAGAAGAGACAG